Molecule: messenger RNA, 1359 nt
Organism: Microthlaspi erraticum
Lineage: Eukaryota; Viridiplantae; Streptophyta; Magnoliopsida; Brassicales; Brassicaceae
Source: the annotation of a GenBank genome assembly
AUGGAGGAAGAGAACGAAGUGGUGAAGACGUUUGCAGAACUUGGUGUUCGUCAGGAGCUCGUGCUAGCUUGCGAUAGAUUGGGAUGGAAGAACCCUACGAAAAUUCAAGCCGAAGCCCUUCCUCAUGCUCUUGAAGGUAAAGAUGUAAUCGGACUUGCGCAAACCGGUUCUGGUAAAACCGGAGCCUUUGCCUUGCCAAUAUUGCAAGCACUUCUUACGCAUGUUCUCGAUUCCGAGCCUAAGAAAGGGCGUAGACCUGAUCCUGCCUUCUUCGCCUGUGUUUUAUCUCCAACUCGAGAGCUUGCAAUCCAGAUUGCUGAGCAGUUUGAAGCUCUAGGAUCUGAUAUUAGUCUUAGGUGUGUUGUGCUUGUUGGAGGUCUAGACCGGAUGCAGCAAACGAUUGCUCUUGCGAAACGGCCUCAUGUGAUUGUUGCAACACCUGGUCGUCUUUGGGAUCAUAUGUGUGACACAAAAGGCUUUUCUCUCAAGACGUUGAAAUAUCUGGUUCUUGAUGAAGCAGAUAGGCUGCUGAAUGAAGAGUUUGAGAAAUCUCUUAACCUGAUUCUUGAAGAAAUCCCUCGUGACCGUAAAACAUUUCUGUUUUCAGCAACUAUGACCAAAAAGGUUAAGAAACUUCAAAGAGCAUGCUUAAGGAAUCCUGUUAAAAUUGAGGCUGCCUCCAAAUAUUCUACAGUUGAUACUCUAAAACAGCAAUAUCGGUUUGUUGCUGCUAAAGACAAGGAAUGCUACCUUGUAUACAUGCUGAGUGAAAUGCCUGAAUCGAUAGCAAUGAUUUUCACCCGUACUUGUGAGGGUGCUCGUUUUCUGGCUUUGUUGCUUCGGAGCCUUGGUUUUAGAGCCAUUCCCAUCACUGGUCAAAUGACUCAGUCAAAUAGACUCGGAGCUUUGAAUAAGUUCAAAGCAGGAGAAUGUAACAUAUUGGUUUGCACGGAUGUGGCUAGUAGAGGGCUCGAUAUCCCAUCGGUUGAUGCGGUUAUCAAUUACGAUAUUCCCACAAAUUCAAAGGAUUACAUCCACAGAGUGGGAAGAACCGCUCGUGCUGGACGUUCUGGUGUUGGGAUAUCACUUGUGAAUCAGUAUGAGCUCGAAUGGUACUUGCAAAUAGAAAAACUCAUAGGCAAGAAACUACCAGAAUAUCCAGCUGAGCAUGACGAAGUCAUGUCAUUGCAGGGGAGAGUUGACGAAGCUCACAGGUUAUCUAAAAUGAAUAUGAAAGAAUCAGGAGGCAGGAAGAAGAGAAGGGGAGAAGAUGAUGAAGAGAGUGAGAGGUUCUUGGGAGGUAAGAAUGACAAGAGAGGUAACAAUGACAAGAGGUCUUCCAAGAAGUCCAGACGAUGA